Molecule: messenger RNA, 645 nt
Organism: Puccinia graminis f. sp. tritici CRL 75-36-700-3
Lineage: Eukaryota; Fungi; Basidiomycota; Pucciniomycetes; Pucciniales; Pucciniaceae
Exons: 2
Coding region: 1-645 (214 amino acids)
Source: RefSeq, a predicted model, not a curated record
AUGACCAAUCAUUACUCGGUCAGUGGCUGUCAAUUUGUAGAUGAGCCUCUGUUUGUCACCUCUGACGGCUCCAUCGUUCUCAAUUUCACCAAUACUACUGUUCCUCUCAGCCAUCGCUUGAAUACACGUGAUACCCCUCAAUUUUCCAUUGUGGCUAAGCCUAUGUCCCUCGCUACUUCAAGAGGCGGUCCUUGGCUGAUAUACUACGGGACUAUUGACCUCUCACAAAACUCAGAUGUCCUGCAAAUCAGGGCUCGUGUUUCUUAUUGGCAAGGCGUCCUACCUUUAUGCGACGUGACCAAGGACCGAAAAUUAGUGGUAAACUUAAAUUCAGCUCUAUUCAACAUCAACUCCGCACAAUUCCACCAUAUCCGCAAAGAGCACCUCCAAGCAUCCAUUCAGUCCGAGUCUCAGCCUCCUCAAUCACCGACACCCUGCAUGAAGUCUUUCAUCUUCACCGCUGCGCUUUGUGGGGCUGCUUUUGCUUCAAUUGUUGGCGCGAUGAAUGUCAUCAUCGAGGGAAAAGAAGUGAAGCCCACGAUCCCACAAGAAGGUGUUACCACAGUCAACACCGAGAUUUUCGAGUGCAAAUACUGCGAAGGAGCUGGUUGUCGAAGGUGCCAGCCAGAAACUUGUGAUGUUUAG